Anolis sagrei ordinatus is the source of this 2153-nucleotide messenger RNA. It is a transcript of the gene BBOF1, whose product is annotated as basal body orientation factor 1. The record is from RefSeq and is a predicted model, not a curated record. Lineage: Eukaryota; Metazoa; Chordata; Lepidosauria; Squamata; Anolidae.
CAAGCCGCCCAACUCACCGCUUUGUCAAAGCCUUCUGCCUUCCACAUCUCGCCGGUCCCGCGUCGCACGUCAGCGCCUCGCGCGUGACGUCAUCAAACUUCCUCCCUCCCUCAUUUCCCCGCGACGCCCGGUUUCCAUAGCAACGCGUCGCCUGGAAGGGAAAGGAAGAGCGCGCGCGAGAGGCAACAUGAAGGGGAAAGGGAAAGCCAAAGGCGCGAAGGGCGGGAAGGGCAAGAAGGGCGCCGCCGGCCCCGCCAGCAACAAGGCCAAGGAUGCCAAGAGCCUGAAGGAAGAGUCGGAGGCCGAGCGGGCCAAAAUCGCGGCGGCGCUGUGGGAGGCGCGGCUGGAGGUGACCGAGAUCUCCCGCAAGGAGUACCGCGAUGCCUCCCGGCGCCUGGCCCGCAGCAACGAGGAGCUGGAGCAGAGGGCGAGGCGGCUGGAGAAGGACGCCGUGGACGUGCUCAGCUUCCUCAAAAAACAGGAUCUGGAGAAGGACGACAUGAUUGACAAGCUUAAGCAGCAACUGAUUGAUAUGAAGCAAAAAGCCAAAGAAGAAAAUGAAGAACUGGAAGCACAGUAUAUCAAACAGCUAGAGGAAAUGGAAGAGAAAUUCCACAAAAAAGCUAAGGAAAUUGGUCUAAUUCAAAUUGAGCUGAAAAUGAUAAAGGAAUUCCGCAAAAAGAAAGACCUUAUGGAGAAAGAACUUGAAGAGCUAAAAGAAACUUUGGUUAACAUAAAAAAAGAACACCAGGAAACAAUCUCUGUGUUGGAGAGGAAGUUCCUUGAAGAAAAGCAACGCCUUGAAAGAGAAGCAGAGAAGAAGAUUAUAAUGCUGGCAGAACGGGCCCAUCAUGAAGCCAUUGUGCAGCUGGAUAAUGCCGGGAAAGCAGUUUUUAUAGAAAAUGUUCGUCUUCAUGAAGCCCUUGGAUACCACAUGAAGGAAACAGAAGAGUUACAGAAAAUGAAGCAAAAACUGGAGGAGGACAACGCCUUUCUUUUGCAGGAGAAGGAAACCAAUGAUCUUUUGGUUCGGGAAAAAAUAAUUCAAAAUACUGAACAAAAAGCACAGAUCCAGGAGCUGGAAAACAGGGUGAAAAAACUGGAAGCUGCAGUUAGUCACAUGGCCAGGGAAUUUAAAAUAGAACUUGAGAAUGCUCAACACAAAGCUUUAGUACAGAAUCAAGCCGGCCAGAUAGAAAUUAACAAAUUGCAACACCUGCUGGAGAUGAAGGACAGAGAGAUGAGCAGGGUGAAGAAACUGGCCAGGAAUAUCUUGGAUGAAAGGACUGAGGUGGAGAAGUUCUUCUUACAUGCCCUGGGCCAGGUGAAACAGGAGAUCAUAACCAGCAGGAAGUGUUAUAAGCAAGUGGCUCAAGCUGCAUAUCAGAGAAGAAUGAUGGCAGCAUUUGCCGGGAGAGAAGAAUAUCCCAAGAUCAGAACCUUUAAUGACAAUGAACACAGCACAAAUAGUGUGCAAAUGGACCUUAUGGAAGCAGAGAAAUGGACGAAUAUUCAGAAGGGGAAGGUGGACAUCUCUGAAUUGACUUGGGAGCAGAAGGAGAGUGUGUUGCGAUUACUCUUUGCAAAAAUGAAUGGCAUGAGACUACGGAAAUAUGGCAAAGCUUUGGUUCCUCUAAUGCCAUCCACUCAUUCUGAAGAAACAAAAGUCAGCACUGCUGGUCUGAUCCCUGUCUAUGCUUUCAUCACUCAGCAAGCCCCUGUGUCAGAGUCAGCCUCUCAGAGAAGACCAUCAGUCCUUCCAGAUAUCCAGGUUAUACCACCGCAGUCAGACUAAGAUUGCUGUUAAUCAUGAAAGAACUGUAGUAAAAAUGUUUACACUUCCUCUUUGGGGCUGUAUAUUAUUAUGCUGCUACUAUGACAUUGCCUCCUUUUCUAUGCAACAAAAGUUACUUCAGUUCUUUCAGAUUAUCUUCAAAGGCAUCCCUAUUCUAAAGAACAUCAUUUAUGGUCAGAUAUCUUUUUUCAGAAAUGGAAACAUUUUCCAUAGUGAUACAUUUCCUCAAUUGUUCAGAGAACUUGCACUGUAUUUUGAUGUUUAAAAACUGAGUGAAAUACAAUCCAAUUCUAUAAAAGUGUUUUAAAUAAAGCAAUAAAUUAUGACAAGUUCUUGGUGGUAUGGGGAUACCAAAUCA